This is a messenger RNA of Asterias rubens (European starfish), 7811 nucleotides long. RefSeq names its product protein transport protein Sec24C-like. Bases 552 to 4097 code for a protein of 1181 amino acids. Gene Ontology annotation, molecular function: zinc ion binding; SNARE binding. Gene Ontology annotation, cellular component: COPII vesicle coat; endoplasmic reticulum exit site. Lineage: Eukaryota; Metazoa; Echinodermata; Asteroidea; Forcipulatida; Asteriidae. The transcript has 17 exons. The record is from RefSeq and is a predicted model, not a curated record. Gene Ontology annotation, biological process: COPII-coated vesicle cargo loading; endoplasmic reticulum to Golgi vesicle-mediated transport; intracellular protein transport.
UGCUAAACCAUACGUGGCAUUAAGAAAGUCCGUAAGUCGAUGAUUAUUUCCAACUUUUGAACCUAGAAAAGAUCCAAAGUUCUUGUUCUGGGUUCUCACGAACAUAGUUACACAUUGUGUGAGUAACAUUCUGCAGUUUUGUUGUUGUUUUGAGGAAUUUCAAGGGUAAAAUACCGAGUGUUUCCUACCAAAAACGCCGGACGGCGGCCAUUUUGACAUGUGUGUUAACUGCAUGUAAUGUAAUCGUACGGUAAGCAAUUCGUGUUUAUAGCUACGUGUUUAUAGCUACGUGUUUAGAGGUGACGUAAUAUUACCAUUUGAACCGGAAAAGACACAAUCUAAGAAGAUAUCAAUGACUUGGUACCAUUUCUUGAUGAACUCACAUAGUGAGUUGUAAACUGGAAUGUUUUGUUGGUCCUCUCCUGACGACUUUUUGACUCAUUUUUUUUACAAAAUCAAUCAAAAGUUAUUCCUGGACAGCGGUUUCUGUUGUGUGUACUUUUUUUCUGACGAUACGUCAAUAAGAAUUUGAGCAUCUUCGUAGCACAACCAUGAGUUAUAAUCAAGGACCGGCCGGUUAUAAUCAACAACAGAACUAUGGUGUCCCGUCUUCGCAGGCGGGGAGAAAUCGUAGUCAAUAUGGCGGACCCGCCCCAAACAAUUAUUACGGAGGAGGGGUAAAUGCCCAGCCCCCGCCGCCCAGUAGUGGUGGCCCACCACCAAUGGGCCCACCACCCCAGGGCAAACAACCAAUCGGUGCCUUUGGAGAAGGGCGAGGGAAUCCUCCUCAGCAACAGGGUUACGGGGCACCAGCUAUGAACGGUCCAUCCAGCCAUGGUACCCCACCCCCUACGUCAAAUCAACACCAACCGUACGGCCAACCAGGACAAAAUGGUUACAGUAGUAUGCCGCCGACAACGCAAGGCGCUCCGAUGGGGUACAGUGGUGGUCAACCAAACAGAGUUCCAGCUCAGCCUGGACCUCCUAACCAACCUCCAUCUAGCCAGCCAGGAUUCUAUCAGCCACAGCCACCACAGCAGCCACAGCCGCCUCAGCAGCCACAGCCGCCACAGCAGCCACAGUCGCCACAGCAGCCACAGUAUGGUGCUACGCAAGGCCAGCUGUCCAACCAAAUGAAUAAUAUGAGUCUUAGUGGACCACCUCAAGGGCCUGCUCAAGGGUCACCCCAAGGACCCCCUUCAGGACCCCCUGCAGGACCCCCCCAAGGAAUGGGUGCACCACCAACAAACAUGGGUCGAAGCCAACCUCCAAUGAUGAGUGGUCCACCCCCAACAUCAAGUAUGUCAGGUCCACCUCCUGCCAGCAGGCCAGGUCAGCCUCCAACCAGUAUGUAUGCCCCCCCGCAACCAGGUCAGACCAACAUGGCCCCGCCGUCGAUGUACCCACAACAAGGUGGUGGAUACAAUGCAACUCAGCCCGCUGGUGGUGGAGCCCCUGCACCGUACUCGAUAGGUGGAGCUCCCCAGCCGAGCAGUAUGGGAUAUCAACCAUCGGGGUCAGGUCCGACACCCCCGAUGUCACCAGCUAGUGGGAUGCCUAGACCAGGGGGUCCUCAGCAGUAUAGUGGAAUGGGACAGCCAGGAAUGGGACAGCCAGGGAUGGGGCAGCCAGGUGUACGGCAACCAGGAAUGGCCCAGCCAGGAAUGGGCCAACCAGGAAUGGCCAAUCCAGGAAUGGGCCAACCAGGAAUGUCCCAUCCUGGAAUGGGCCAACCUGGUAUUCAACAGCAGCCUCAGCAACCACAGAAGAAGCUUGACCCUGAUCAGAUGCCGAGUGUGAUUCAAGUUAUACAGGACGACAGAAAGAACAAGGGAAACCAACAGUUUAUCACAAAUAUCCGAGGACAAUGUCCCCCUCUAGUGACAACGGACUUCCAGGUCAUUGAUCAAGGAAACAGCAGUCCACGUUUUAUGCGUUCCACCAUGUACAGCAUUCCUUGCACCCAAGAUAUGAUCAAACAGUCGCAGGUCCCGAUAGGCGUUGUAGUGUCUCCGUUUGCUGAACUACCUGAGAAUGAGGCACCUCCACCCAUUGCAGAUCAUGGCCCCAACGGCCCAGUCCGAUGCAACAGAUGCAAAGCAUACAUGUGUCCCUUCAUGCAGUUUGUCGACGGAGGGCGGCGUUUCUCGUGUGCUUUUUGCACGUGUGUCACAGAUGUUCCCCCGGAGUACUUCCAGCCCCUUGAUCACAUGAGUCGCAGAGUAGACGCCUACGAGAGACCGGAGUUAUCUCUAGGAACAUUUGAGUAUAUUGCGACGGCGGACUACUGCAAGAAUAACAAACUCCCUAAACCACCGGCUUUUAUCUUCAUGAUCGAUGUGACGUAUCAGAGUAUAAAGACAGGAAUGGUUCAUCUUCUUUGUAAAGAGCUUGGGUCACUGUUAGAGAAAUUACCAAGUGAGCAUGGUAUGAAGGAAUCCAUGAUACGCGUAGGCUUUGUCACGUACGACUCAUCGCUGCACUUUUACAAUCUAAACAGCGCCCUCGCUCAGCCACAGAUGCUGGUGGUGUCGGACGUCCAUGAUGUGUUCCUCCCACUGCUGGAUGGGUUCUUGGUCAACUUGUCUGAAUCUAGAGCUGUUAUCGAGAGUUUACUGGAGCAGAUUCCACAGAUGUUUGCUGAAACGAGAGAAACAGAGACAAUGCUCGGACCAGUGGUUCAAGCAGGUCUUGAAGCAAUUAAGUCUUCUGAUCGAGCAGGGAAGCUGUUUCUCUUCCACGCCUCUCUACCCAUCGCUGAUGCUCCCGGAAAAAUUAAGAACAGAGACGACAGAAAACUCCUUGGAACUGAGAAAGAAAAGACGUUGCUGUCUCCACAAAUCAACUUUUAUACCAAACUAGGCCAGGAGUGCGUAACGGCAGGCUGCAGUGUGGACCUAUUUCUCUUCCCCAACUCCUACGUUGACGUAGCAACCAUCGGUCAAAUAUCAACACUGACUGGUGGACAAUGCUAUAAAUACAGCUACUUCCAGGCUGCCAAUGACGGCGAACGUUUCAUCCAUGAUCUGAACCACAAUGUCCAAAGGCCCAUUGGAUUCGACUCGGUCCUCCGGGUCCGGACUAGUACAGGUAUCAGACCAACCGACUUCUUUGGAAACUUCUACAUGGCAAACACGACGGACGUUGAAUUAGCGUCCAUUGAUAGCGAUAAAGCAAUCACCGUGGAGAUUAAACAUGAUGAUAAACUAACGGAGGAUGCUGGGGCCUUUAUCCAGGUUGCAGUUUUGUACACCAGUGUGUCAGGUCAGAGGAGACUUCGAAUCAUCAACCAAUCCUUCAACUGUUGCACCCAGAUGGCUGAUAUGUAUCGGAACUGUGAGAUGGAUACUAUUAUCAACUUCCUAGCCAAACAAGCUGUGAAGGCCGUUUUCAACUCCAACCCAAAAGCCAUCCGUGAUAACUUGACUAAUCGUUGUGCCAAUAUGUUAGCUUGCUACCGACGUAACUGCGCCAGCCCUUCCUCUCAAGGCCAAUUGAUUCUACCAGAGUGUAUGAAGUUACUUCCAUUAUACAUCAACUGUAUCUUAAAGAGCGAUGCUUUGGCUGGUAGUACGGACAUCACGACGGAUGAUCGUAGCUGGUUGAUGGACACUGUCAUAUCAAUGGGCGUCUCAUCUACUGCUGUUUAUUUCUACCCAAGACUACUCCAAGUGAAUGACCUUGAUCCGAACUCAACAGAUGUCCCCCUAGCAAUCCGAAGCUCCGUUGAUCGUCUACGAGACACCGGAGUCUAUCUCCUUGAGAAUGGUAACAUGAUGUUCCUAUGGAUCGGACUGCAUGUCAGUAAUGACUGGGUACAGGAUGUGUUUGGGGUUCACUCUCCAGCACAGAUUGAUAUCGAUUCUAGUAAGCUACUCAAUGUGGAUAAUCCGACGUCACUCCGAGUUAGGAAGCUUGUAGAGACGUUGAGGAAAGGACGACCACGGUACAUGAAGCUGACAUUCGUCCGACAACGUGACACACUAGAGGCGUGGUUCCGUCACUUCCUAGUAGAAGACAAAGGCUCCAACGCAUCACCAUCUUAUGUUGACUUCUUGUGUCACAUGCACAAAGAGAUAAGGAACCUCCUGGCUUAAAUAACCUCUGACCUUUGACACGUAGUCUCCCCUCUACCAAAAAGGGUAAUCUCGGGAUAGAGUGGCGAAGUUGAAAAAUCCGAUCCAAAAGCUCCCCCUCCCCUGUAUUAAAUUGACCAAUCGCAACUGUAAAGGGCACCCUACUCACACCUUGCAGUCUGGUACGCUUAAAGUAUAUUCCAAAAUGGCUACCGGCUUUUAGGUUUUAGCGUUGCAACUGAUUUGAGAGUGUGAAGUCAAUUGGUCUACGCAAUACCCAUAUUGACAUCGUGGGUAGGCAGUAAUUUUCUGGCGUUUUUUUCCGAAGCAAAAAUUUAUUAACAAGUGAUCGCAAUUGGAUUAUCAAAUUAUACUUGUUUUGAUUUCAUUCCUGUGCUAGGGUUAUAGAUGAAGUUUUUCAGGUAAAACAGUCGCGUCAUUCAACAGUAAACUCUGAUUAUAUUUUCUGCCGUUAGUUUUUGGCAACUCUAAACAAAGGUAUUGGGAGACUGUCAACAUAGGGCUGGAUAGCUCAUCAGUUGGUUGAGCACUGGUCAUAAAUCUGGAGGUCGUUGGUUCAAGUCUCGCUCCAGUCAAUUUGUCUUUGUUUAGUUUCUUUUAUCAGAUGCAUGGACGUUGUUUGUAAAGAGAGCUGAAUGUGAAUUUGAUUUACAAUGGUUGUUGUUAGUUUCAACAUGUUUGUGUUAUACGCUGAAUUAAGUGCUUAGCUUUAUUUGAAGAUGAGCUGUUACUAGCAUCGCCAUAGUGAUUUGUAUAAUAACAUCAUACUUUGCAAAGUAAAUAAGACUAUCGUCCCAACACCAUCUUGGAGGUAAAAACUUUGGUGACUCAUGUUUUAUGGUAUGGGUAAGUGAGCAACCUUCUUGACCUUUAUGGAAGGGCGCCCUCGUUCAGUCACAUCUGCUGAGAUAUAUUCUGUUUGUAAGUUAAACAUAAUUCCACUGUUAUCCACACCCAUUUCACACAGCUUGGCUCCACCGAUUACCAGAAGCCCACAGGAGUUUCACAGAGUUUCUUGUUCUGUGAGGAUUUAUGAAAAGUCUGAUAAUUGAACGUGCUUUAUACAAACGUUCUUCGUAGACUUGAGGUCUUCUCAGAAUUAUAGUUUGUGUCAUAAUUGCUUUUGGUUGAUGAAAUCCUUACACCCAUGCCUACACAUGUACUUGUUUUCAACUGUGAAGGGGGUAACCCUGUUUCAGCCUUAGGAAUAGGUAGUAGCGUGCCCCUGGUGACAGUAAUUAAGUGUAGCCCUCACCUUCAAGUGGCAAUCUGGGCUUGUCAUGAUAGGCAAUCUCUCAUCAAACAAAAUUAACACAAAAGUUUGGUAGCCAAUCGGAACCAAGCCUGUAACUGGUCUUUCUUGUUAGCUGAUAUCCAGUCAUGUGAUUGGUCAAUAAGCUCAUCUCUAAAUUAAUCUCAGUGCUUUGUAAAGUCCCAGCUCAGGGUUAUUUGUGUUUAACAAGAAUGAAGUCAACAAUAAAAGUGACUGAUUUCCCUGUAGCUUCAUUGUAAAUCUUCCCUAAUGGACCCUUUUAGAUUAUCAACCGACAAAUCAAACAUUUGCACUAUUUUUGAUAAAAGUGUACACAGCAAAAUUUGAAAUGCAAAAUGAGUUGGUUCUCCGAUUAAUUAAUAAUUCGCAAGGUUCGUUAAUUAGUGUGAUAAAUUUUUAAAUGGGUACAUUGAAAAUGUGGAAUCCAUAAACGAUGAAAUUUAAUUUAAGUGAUUUGGGUUGAAUUUCUUGGCCGCCUAGUAGAACAAAUGUUGCUUGACAUAAAACUCUCUGCUGUCUGAGAAUAAGCAUGCUUUCCCAUUCCCAUGCAGAAUUUAUUUAACCAUCAGAAAAUAAAUUGGCAGAAAACCCACUUUCUAGAUCGGAUUUCUUAACACAAUUUUGAAUAUUCAUUGCUUGGCGUCCUUUCUCCGGUAAUCUUCCAUGGCGACUUUAUGAGCGCUCAACGCUUUGUUGAAUUUUCUGUUGCUGGGUAGGGGAGGGGGGGGGGGGGGGGUGGGUGUCUACAUUUGACAGGAGAUUAACAGAAGUAACCUUAAUAUUUGAAUUUUUAUUGUCCUUAUAUUAAAUCUGAAUAAUAUUGUAAAUAGCAGUGGAUACUAACGCUAUGCUUUAUGUAUUUCAAGGCAGGUCGCUAUAAUGUCGGCCGUGUCACACAAGACAUAAUAUUUUGUGGGUAACUCUGAGGCAACCAAGUGCUCUUCCUGCAAAAAGAAGACACUUUUGAACAAGUUAUUAUUUCUAAUGGUGUCUUCAGGCCUUGGACCUUGUAUUUGAAGGGGCACUGUGAUUUUCCUCUAGUAUAAGGCCAUGGGGCUAAAUUUGUGUUGGAACUUUGCAGAGGGCACCACAGUAAAAGCAGAGAGCACCACGGCAAUUGUUGUGUGUGGCGUGGGUUAUGUUAAGGCCUGCAUCUUACAACCACAGAGAAAAACUGAAUGUUCUUCAUUUCUCUUCAAUGGAAACUGCUAGGAAUAAGUUGCCCAUUUAUAUCCUCUCUUGUGACUUGGCUUGAUUACAUUGAAAAGGGUAAACUGACUUUCAGGUUGUAUACUUUAAUUUAAUUUGUCCGUUUUUAUUAUUUGGUUCAACUUGGACGACUUUAAAAGUUCACAUUUUUGAGUUUUCUUGUUCAGGCAAAAAUUUGGCGAUGCAUACACUGACAUAGGUUAACAAUUUAGUUUUUAAGAUAAAACUGCUUAAGUUUCACUUCCCAAUUAAUUCAUAAUUAAUGAAAAAUCUGUUAAGAAACCUGUAAGAAAUAGAACAUAAUCUGUACAAGUCAAAUAUUUUUAUAUGAAUUAUCAUUAAAAAAUAUUUCAUCACUUACACACACAGUCCCGAAACGUUGAGACAUUGUUUUCUCCACAUCAUAUUGGAAAAGUUAAAUUUUUGAACUGAUUUAUUAUAUUUAACGUCAGAAUACACAUUCAAAAUCCAAUAGUUUUCUUUGAUAAUUAGCCAAAGGAGUUCUUGAAAUGUGAUGCUUUAUUGAGUUGCUCUUUAUAUAUUAAUUUGUAAAUUAAAAACAGAUGAAUUUUUCCAAUGGUAUAUACUUCCCGUUUAGUCAUCAGCAAAAAAUCCAUGUAAAGUAAUGUAUACUGUUUUUUGUUUUUUUGUUUUUUUUUGGGGGGGGGGGGAUGGUGUAUUUGUUUUUUUCACUUCAUGCAAAUUGAGGCAAGCUUCUAAUUUUACGUAGAUCUUUGUAUCUAAAUGAUUGUCAACAGCAUCACCUUAUAAUUUUAAUAGAAACUGUCGCUGAUAACAAAAAACAAUUGUUAAAUUUUUAAUGUGCUUCUAAUGAAACGAGUUCUUGAAUUGUAAACAGAGCUUUGACUGUUGUUUUGUUUCUUUAAUUUCCGAGCCUUAAAGUUCGACCAAUUUUGCGACAUUUCACUUGCCUUUGCAACAAACUUUCUUGUGUAGAAAUAUUCGAUUGUGUAAUUAAAGAUAUGUGUAUUAUACCAGAAGUACUGAGGUGUUUUUAGUUCUUUUUUUUUAAAUAGUUCUUUAGCCCCCCCCCCCCAACCCAUGACUUUGAAACUUUAAAAAUGUCCAUAUUGAAUUUUUGCAGAAUUUGUUUAUAUGCAUUACAAGACAACAAAGCGAAAACUGCCAGUCAGCGAAAAAGUCACCUGCAUUGAACAUAGUAGUUCAACAAAAUAAAUACCACUUCUCUCAUUACACAUUCAGUUAUACUU